CUCGUUCUCUCUCGCCCCCUCCCUCUCUCGCUCGCUCUAAGUUCCGUAGCAGGAUCCAGUCUCAGUCUCCAGUCGGUGGUGUUGGUUUGGUGAGCGCUGGCUCUCUCCGCACGUCAGGCACAGCUAGAGACACAGGCAGAGCCGAGCACUCCCACAGCCAGGCCAAAUGCCGAUAGAAAUAGUUUGCAAGAUUGCCUUUUCGGAGGAAGAGGAGAAGCAGAAGGCGACGAGGGAAUGUGACAAGGAGAGCUUGCUGGAGGAGGAGAGUGGAGCUCCCCCCAGCACCCUGUCUGCCUUCGCUGACACCUGCACCCUACAUGGGCUGAGCCAGAUACUGGGGCGAGGGGGAGGCGGGGGGCUGAGGCGGGGGGUCUGGACGAUGGCCUUCCUGGCCUCUCUCGGUCUCUUCCUGCACCAGGUGGUGAGCAGUGCAGUGCUGUACCUGCAGCACCACCACGUCACCGCAGUGGACGAGCAGAAUGGCCGGGAGAUCGCCUUCCCCGCCAUCACCAUCUGCAACAUCAACCGCUUCCGACACACCGCCCUCACUGACGCUGACAUCUUCCACCUGGCCAACAUGACCGGGCUCCCGCCCAAGAACAAGGCCGCCAACAAGGGCUACGCCAAGGCCAACAUGGAGGACAUAUUUAACCGCACUGGUCACCAGAUGAAGGAGAUGCUGAAGAACUGUAACUUCAGUGGAGUUCAGUGUCUGCCCAUUAAUUUCUCCGUGGUGUACACCAGGUACGGCAAGUGCUACACGUUCAACUCAGGCAGAGAGCACAUGGAAAACCAAGCAGGGGGCAUGGGCAACGGGCUGGAGAUCAUGAUGGACAUCCAGCAGGAGGAGUAUCUGCCCAUCUGGCGAGAGACUGAUGAAACCUCAUUCGAGGCUGGAAUCCGUGUUCAGAUCCACAGUCAGGAUGAGCCUCCGUACAUCCAUGAGCUUGGCUUCGGAGUUCCGCCGGGUUUCCAGACCUUUGUGUCCUGCCAGGAACAGCGGCUGACCUACCUGCCUGAGCCGUGGGGCAACUGCAAAUCAGAGCUUCCCAACAGCAACGUUCCCGGUUAUGUCAAUUACAGCAUCACGGCAUGCCGGCUCAACUGUGAGAAACAGGCCGUGUUGAAGGCUUGUGGCUGCAGAAUGGUCCACAUGCCAGGUAAUGAAUCAAUCUGCAGUCCAGAGGACUAUAUGGAGUGCGCUGAUAAGACACUGGACGAUCUAGUGAAGAAAUCUAACGAGACCUGCCCGUGCGUGACCCCCUGCCACACCACGCGCUACAACAAGGAGCUGUCCAUGGUGAGGAUUCCCAGCCGAGGCUCUGCCAAGUUUCUGGCUCACAAGUUCAACACCACCACAGACUACAUCAGGGAGAAUUACCUGGUCCUGGACAUCUUCUUCGAAGCCCUGAACUAUGAGACUAUUGAGCAGAAGGAAGCUUACAGUGUGGAGGGGCUGCUGGGUGACAUUGGGGGGCAGAUGGGGCUGUUUAUUGGAGCCAGUAUCCUCACCGUCCUGGAAAUCAUUGAUUACAUCUAUGAGGUGAUCCGGGUUAAGGCACAGCGUACGUUCCAACGGCAAAAGCCUCAGAGAGAGAGCAAGGACCCCAUCGCUACCCUGGGGCUGGCCGACAUGAAGCCGAGUUCCCGCGAGGCACUGAGCAGCCUAUCUGACGGGAGCCCCUACGCCACCAACCUGCUGCCAUACCACCACAGGCCGCCCUUCGAGGACUUUGCCUGUUGA
This is a messenger RNA of Callorhinchus milii (elephant shark), 1744 nucleotides long. Its product is annotated as acid-sensing ion channel 4-A-like. Gene Ontology annotation, molecular function: ligand-gated sodium channel activity. Lineage: Eukaryota; Metazoa; Chordata; Chondrichthyes; Chimaeriformes; Callorhinchidae. The record is from RefSeq and is a predicted model, not a curated record. Gene Ontology annotation, cellular component: membrane. Gene Ontology annotation, biological process: sodium ion transmembrane transport.